Molecule: messenger RNA, 1967 nt
Organism: Halichondria panicea
Lineage: Eukaryota; Metazoa; Porifera; Demospongiae; Suberitida; Halichondriidae
Exons: 3
Coding region: 136-1914 (592 amino acids)
Source: RefSeq, a predicted model, not a curated record
AUUUCUAGGAUUCAAGAACAAUUUACACCAUACUUUUCUUCUGCAAACUUUUCACGUGGAUGCAGAAUUUCACACAGUGAUGACCACGUGAUUCUCACCUGCUCUACACAGAACCUGUAUUGUGUUGGUGCCAUCAUGUCAACCGACGAGCACGAAGAUAUGGAUAUGGAGGCUAUUGGUCAAGGCGCCAUGGCAUCAACAGAGGAUAUGGAGAUCCCGAAACAAAUUCAGCAAGGAGAGAGGGAUAUAGAAGAAACUAAGAGGAAAAUAGAAGAAACUGAGAGGAAAAUAGAAGAAACUGAGAGGAAAAUAGAGAGGGAAGACCCGAAAUCUAAACUAGGCGAAAUGCUGUUAGAACACCUAACCAGCCAAACACAACUCCUAACCAACCAGACAGAGCUCCUAACCAACCAGACAGAGGGCCUAAACAAACUGAGAGAAAGCCUGAGAAAAGAACAGCAACAGCUAAGAGAAGAACAGCUAAGAGAAAGCUCAUCAAAGCGCCCACGUUUGGAGAACCUUCCCCUACAAAAGAACUUGGAAAAAUUUUGGAUGAGCAACCCGUUGACCGAUGACGAUCACGACAAUCACGACAAUCACAUAGAUUUCUGUUUUGAUGCUUUUAAAACUAUUUUGCCUACCACAGAAAAGUUAACAAAGAUGUUUGUUAGGAAGGCCUAUCGUGACCUUAAUGUUCUCAUCCAUUCUCUCUACGAAGGAAAAGAAAUAAGAAAAGUGAUCGUAACUGGUACUCCGGGUGUAGGGAAAACUGUGUUCAUGCUGUACCAACUGUACAUGGCAAAAGUGAGGAAUAAGAAUGUCGUUUUGAAAUGUUUAGAUAUUGUGGCCGCUUUUAUGUCUGAUCCACGUCGUGUGUUGGUUCAUCUCGAUCAUAUAGAUCAUAUAGAUAUGCAUACGUUGCUUGGUGCCACUUCAACAUUGUAUUUUUUUGACCCUGCUGCAUCUGGUGAAGAGCUACGCAGUGACGUUCGGGCCUUCACAGUUGUGUUUGCCUCCACAAACCCACGGAACUCUAAGAUAUUUAAAAGAUCAACACAUACCAAAUUUUUCAUGCCGAUAUGGACAUUGGAAGAGCUCAUAGAUUGCCGUUUAUUAUGUUACCCAUCCAUGACUGAGAACGAGGUUGUGACAGCACAUACGAUGUGGGGGGGCUCGGCAAGGUGUGUAUUUUCGUUAAAAAGAGACCAUAAUUUACAACGACUCUCCGAAUUUGUUACGUCAGCAAGUUUGUCGGAUGUCCUUGCUGAUAUGGAAGGGUUAAAGAUGAGCCGAGACUCCUUUAAUAGCAGCCAAUGGUUGGUCCAUAUAUUCAUUCAACACAACGACUACACAAAACGCUAUCUGAAAUGGGCGUCUGAGUAUGUGAUGGAUUGUGUGAGCAAGGCCCUAUGUAAUCAAGCUAUAGCGUGGAAAGACGAGAAGAACAAAAUAACAGCUGGACCUAUUUAUGAAGGAGAUGUUCAGAGGGAGCUUCUGCGUGUGGAUCGAACGGAGAAAUUCAUAGCAAAACGCUUAGGCAAACGGAAUAAAUACGAGACAAUAACGCCCCCUCCUAAUGGUCGUAUAAGAUUUGCAAACACGUCUACUACAUUAGGGCCAGUUAAUUCAACGCAAUUGUAUGUUCCAGUUGAACCAAACAAAGAAAGUGCAGACUUUGUUUACAACGAAUGGAUCUUUCAAGCGACUUUGGCAAAACGUCAUGAUAUAAAAGCCAGAGGUAUCAAUAGACUAUCAAAACAAUUUGAUCGUUUAUCCUGGAAAGUUUGCUUUUGUGUACCAGCCUGCAAUUUUGAUAAUUUCAAAAAUGAGCAGAAAAUUACCUUGAACGAAGAACUCCUUGAAGGAACUGACAUAAAACAGUACUGUCUUCCAAUUGAUUACAAUUGGCGAUGAUUAUUUAUGAUGCACGCUAUUAGAGUCUUUGUGAAAAAGUUGUUGUUUAAAUG